AUGAGUGUUCUAUGUCUUUGUGUAUUUGAGAAUAUGGUCUUCUCACAGCCAAGUGUAUGGCUCAUGCAUUAUGAAGGAGCUGGCAAGCUGCUGCAAUUCCGAGGACCCAAAGCUUGGCGAAACCCUGACGAGAGACAAGUAUUGUGUUUCGCACGGUACUUUGCAAUUCUCUCUGCCGGACAUCGACGCCGCCAUUGCUUCCUCGACCAGCCACAAUGGGAGAGCACCCAAUGUGUCACAGAGGGCGAGGCACCCGAGAGGAUAGACCUACUUUGCGAUAUCUUUGCCCAAACCCUGGAAUCGUUUACGAUUACGACCAGCUUCGCCAGCGUCCGUGCCGAAACUCUUUCGCGACUGGAUUCUUACGCCAGCACGUACAGUCUGUCAUAA
This is a messenger RNA of Fusarium falciforme, 390 nucleotides long. RefSeq lists its product as hypothetical. Lineage: Eukaryota; Fungi; Ascomycota; Sordariomycetes; Hypocreales; Nectriaceae. The transcript is spliced from 3 exons. Bases 1 to 390 code for a protein of 129 amino acids. The record is from RefSeq and is a predicted model, not a curated record.